Messenger RNA from Moneuplotes crassus, 2904 nucleotides. NCBI's taxonomy places the organism in Eukaryota, Ciliophora, Spirotrichea, Euplotida, Euplotidae. The record is from the annotation of a GenBank genome assembly.
AUGAGGUUUCCGAAAUGUGAGACUAGAGAUGACUGUGGGGUAGUUGAGUACGUGGUAAAGUCUACUCCUGAUAGUGUAUUUGAUGAAGACACUUUUGUAUGCAAGAGAUGUGCUCUUAAUCUUUAUAUUGAUGAAGAGACAAUAAAGAUACCUGAUUUUGAAACUAUUCUAGAUUGUUUAAACUUUUCUGAGUACAGUUUAACACAGAUUGAUACUUUCAAAGAAGCUCAUAAUCUAGACAAAUUCUGGAAAAAGUUGCUCCCAAAUCUAGAAGAAUUUACCAUAAAUAAUAUCCAGCUCAAAGAUGACCUAGAAACAGCGAAGGCUGAAAAUAAUUGGCAAAAGAUUCCAUACAUUCAUAUCCAAGCGAAGGAGUUGUUGAGCUCAAUCUUGAAUUCAGAACUUUUUAUAGAAUACACUAGGCAAUCUAUCUACAUGAAGUUCUGUGACCAAGAAGCUAAAAAGAAACCAAAAGAAAGUUUCAAGGCUCCUUCAGAAGAAUCUAAGAUAAAUAUUGACAAGUCUGAGCAUGACAAAGUUCUUGAAAAGCUACAAGAAGCCAGAAAGCUCUGUCAACAAAAGGACGAGCAACUCUGAAAUAGAGAGGCAGAACUUGUAAAGAGAAGUGAAGAUAUUAAGGAGAAAGAGAAGCUUAUCUCCAUGAAAGACGACGAAAUGAAGCAGCUCCACGAACUAGCCCAAAAGGAAAUGACAGAAAUUAAACAUGAAGAUUCAAAAUCUCAAGCACAAAUAUUAAAAUCUAGCCAACCUCAAAACAAAGACGAAACCUCCGCAGCACAUAACGAAAAUUUGACAAAAAUAAAGGAGCUAACUGAUAAAAUAAAGCAGUUAGAGAUGCGGGACAAAAUUCAGCAAGAUCUCAUAGAGCAAUUAUCCAUUAGUCCAGCUGGCUCGAUUGCUCCUGCUGACUCUAACUCAGGCUCUAAUUUAAAUAAUGAGUCUUCCUUCCCUGUUCCAAAACAAGUAGCUAAUCGUAAAGACUCUCAAACCUCAGAUGAGCUUGAUGUUUCAAAGAUAAUUCAAAAGUUGAAAGAUAUUAAGAAGAGUCAGGGGAAAUUUGGAAUCGAUGAUUUUUUUAAGCUAAAAGACAUGGAUAUGUGAAAGCCAGAUGGAGAAAAAGCUAUUUAUGUUAAUUUUGAAGCAGCUAGUUGGCAGUUUGGAGAGAGGAAAAUUGAAGAGAUUCAGAAUAGAACAGGAUUGCUUACUGUAGAGAGAAAAUAUGCAAGAGGAAAUACCUUACCUUCCAUGGAAGAUCCAUCGCUAUCAAUCUUAUCACAACCUAAAUCAUGAACAGAUACUUCUUCUACUAUUGAAGCUCUUGAUUUUUCGCUUAUAUGCUUUAAGAGAAGGAUUUCCCAAAUUCUCGAAACACUAAAUCCUUCAAACAUCAACCAAAACAUAAUAGAAUGAGUAAAAGCUCUCGAGGAAUGAUCUGAUAAUGAUGCAAGGAAAACACUCUUUCAAACGAUUUUCAGUAAAGCAAUCUACAAUAAAUCUAAUACAAGCACCUAUGCUUAUAUGUUGAAAUAUCUCAAACAAGUACUAUGAAAUAAACCCAUUAAAAAGAAUGCAAAGAAGAAAAAACAGGAAGAAGAGAAAAAGAUCGAGCCAGAAAUCAUAGUUAUCAAAAACCCAAUAACAAAACAAAUCUUUGCCGAAGAUCUUCAAAAUGUGUAUGGAACCUACCUUCACAGAGUAACAAAACCCUUAACUAAUAAGCAGAAAAGGAACCCAAUAUAUAUUGCUAAAUAUAAGGAAGAAUUAUUUGCGUAUCUUGAACUUAUGUCAGAACUAUAUCAUAAUGAUAUGACAGGGCCUAUGAGGCAAAUGAUCAUUUUAAAGAAAUUAUUACACUAUGAGAAGUCCAGGCAAAAAUGAGUAGCUACUGAUUUAGACUUACAAAGUGCUUGCUAUUUGUUAUGUAAAGUUGGAACUAAGCUUGACUCAAAACACCAAAUGUUAAAGGAUGGGAAAACAGUCAAACCAGGUUCAAGUGCAAUGAAAUUUCAAGAAACAUUCGAAGAUUUGCUUGCUAUUCUUCUAAAUUACAAGAACGAUAAGGCCUUUACAAACAUUGGAAAAUUAAUUGAGCAAACAUUAGAACUUAGGAAAACCGGUUGGGUGGUGAAUGAUACUAGAGAAUUAAGGGAACCAUUAGCAUCUAUUUUGAAUAAUAAUAGUCAAAGAGAUCAUACUGAGCAAGAUAAUUUGGAGGUUGAAGAGGAAAUAGAGGCUGAAAAUUCUUUGUCAAUAUCAAUAAAUGACGAUGAUGAGAGUGUCAAACAAAAGCUUAUUGGACAUUUUAUUGAAUUUUCACAAAUUAACUAUUGAGAUUUAGACAUAUUUUUAUCUUUGAGAGACAGGUACUGAGGAAGAGAGAUUUUAGAGUUCUUACUUGAUAAGCUGUACUACCAAAAAGUUGAUUAUCAACAAUUCACUCACUAUUUCUAUCGUUUGCACAAGGGGUAUAUUUUUAAUAAGAAGGAGAUCAUUGAAGCCCUCACUUCAUUUUGGAAAAAGAUCCCUGACAUAGGAACUAAAAUCCCAAACAUUGGUAUGCUAUUCAGCAACUUACUCUAUUUCAUCAUUAUUGACAAAAAGUUAAUAACAUUUGAUCAGAUGCAAAUUGAAAUUGAACUUGAUGAAGAUGGCGUCCCACUCAAGCUGGUAAACUUUUACUUCAAAACAUUGGCUGCAUUUCUCAAGAUAAUUCAGUUGAAUCUAAAUGAUAAGAGACUGGCCUAUUAUUAUGAAGAAUUCAAGAUCGAAGAAAUAUGAAAAGAGUUAAAGCCAUAUGUAGUUGAAAAAGAUAUGGUAAAUGAGCUAGAACUUGAUAAAAUCCCCAAGUUAAUAAUAGAUAUGCUUAAUGUUCCUCUUGAUUAA